Messenger RNA from Marmota monax (woodchuck), 1636 nucleotides. Its product is annotated as cytochrome P450 4X1. The transcript is spliced from 8 exons. The record is from RefSeq and is a predicted model, not a curated record. The coding region runs from base 20 to 1063 and encodes 347 amino acids. NCBI's taxonomy places the organism in Eukaryota, Metazoa, Chordata, Mammalia, Rodentia, Sciuridae. Gene Ontology annotation, molecular function: monooxygenase activity; heme binding; iron ion binding.
GUUUCUUCAGGAAGAUAAAAUGGAGAAGCUUGAGGAGACUGUUGAAAAGUAUCCUUGUGCCUUCCCUUGUUGGGUUGGGCCCUUUCAGGCAUUUUUCUUUAUCUAUGACCCAGACUAUGCAAAGACAUUUCUGAGCAGAACAGACCCCAAGUCCCAGUACCCAUACAGGUUCAUGACUCCGUGUCUUGGAAAAGGACUCUUGAAUCUAGAUGGGCCCAAGUGGUUCCAGCAUCGUCGACUACUGACUCCUGGAUUCCAUUGUGAUAUCCUGAAAACAUAUGUCGAUAUGAUGGCCCAUUCUGUGAAUACGAUGUUGGAUAAGUGGGAGAAGAUUUGCAGCACUCAGGACACAGCCAUGGAGGUUUUUGAACACAUCAACUUGAUGGCCCUGGACAUAAUCAUGAAAUGUGCUUUCAGCCGGGAGACCAACUGCCAGACAAAUGGCUCCCUUGAUCCUUAUGUAAAAGCAACGGUUGAACUCCGCAAAAUUAUAUUUUAUCGCAUGUACAAUUUCUGGCACCACCAUGACAUAAUUUUCAAGUUCAGCCCUAAUGGCCACCUCUUCCAAGAGUUAAGCAAAGUGCUACAUCAACACACAGAAAAGGUAAUCCAGGACAGAAAAAAACCCCUCAAGGCUGGAAUGAAGCAGGAUAACACUCAAAAGAAAAAGUACCAGGAUUUCCUGGAUAUUAUCCUUUCUGCCCAGGCUGAAAAUGAAGACAGCUUCUCCAAUGCUGACCUGCGGUCCGAGGUGAACACGUUCAUGUUGGCUGGGCAUGACACCUCGGCUGUGAGCCUCUCCUGGCUCCUCUACUGCCUGGCUCUGAACCCUGAGCAUCAGGAGAGAUGCCGGGAAGAGAUCAGGAGCAUCCUAGGGGACGGAUCUUCCAUCACCUGGGACCAGCUGGGUGAGAUGUCAUACACCACAAUGUGCAUCAAGGAGACGUUCCGAUUGAUUCCUCCAGUCACGUCCAUUUCCAGAGAACUCAGCAAGCCCCUUACCUUCUCAGAUGGACGCUCCUUGCCUGCAGGUCUUUGUAUUCUUUUCCUAAGCAGUUCCUAGAGACCAUGGGAUCUUGGGGACCACAGUGACAAUGAUUGGUGGGUUUCUACCCUCAGGGCCUCUGGCUUAUGGUUAGGCAUCUAUCAAUAGCUCAGAGGAUAAUUCCUUGAUCAGAUUUCAGUUUCAGUGACUUUCCCAAGGCACGUAGCCAGUUACUGCAAAGCUAAGCUCAUAACCUACAUUUCUAGAAUCCAGCCCAGGCUUUCUCCCAUUGUAAGGUAUUUUUCUAAGAUAAUAUUUGUUAGGCUGAUUUUGAGACCCAGAUGAGACUUCAUGGGAGAUGAGCAUCAUUAUCUUAUUCUGAGAGGCCCAGAGGGAUUUAUUUUUUUGCCUCAUCAUCAUAAUAUCACCCUAAGUUUGAAACAUUUAAUAUACAUAGGGCCUUCAAACAUUUUCUCAUUUUCACCCCUUGGAAUUUGACUUCUACAGUGUUUUACAGUUUAAAAAAAUUUUUUAAAUACUUUUGAUGUCACCAAUAACCUGGGAGAACCCCAAUGUACAGAUGAGGUUAAUUGAUAUAAGCAAAGCUAAAAUUCAUGCAGACGCCCCAUACUCCAAGCUUAGGUUUCUGGG